AUGACAUCAACGGUAGAUGAAGCAGAAGUACCAUUGCCAUUGAUCAAACCAAGAAGCCUCAAGCAUAAGCUUAGAUCUGGGAAUCCUGAAGCAGAAGUACGAAAUGGUUAUAUCCUAUUGAUAUCUACUUGGUUUAUCUUUAUUGUAUCUACUGGUUCAUUGUUUGAACUAUGGAGUAUACCAAACCCCCAAAACAGUGACUUCCCAAUCUCAAACUAUUACACGCAUGCAAUAUUAUUGAUACCUGUUGCUGCUUGGCUUUGGUGUGUUAUAUCUUGGACAGGUUUAAAAUUAUUUAAACAUGCAAAAGGUGGAGCAAUAGAAUCGUGA
Hansenula anomala is the source of this 330-nucleotide messenger RNA. RefSeq names its product PIG-Y family protein. The transcript has a single exon. NCBI's taxonomy places the organism in Eukaryota, Fungi, Ascomycota, Saccharomycetes, Phaffomycetales, Wickerhamomycetaceae. The record is from RefSeq and is a predicted model, not a curated record. The coding region runs from base 1 to 330 and encodes 109 amino acids.